Molecule: messenger RNA, 900 nt
Organism: Naegleria gruberi
Lineage: Eukaryota; Heterolobosea; Eutetramitea; Acrasida; Naegleriidae
Exons: 1
Coding region: 1-900 (299 amino acids)
Source: RefSeq, a predicted model, not a curated record
AUGGGGUUAAAAGACAUGUACAAAGAAAUCAAGAAGAAUGUCAGAUCGUUGGACGAAACUAUGGAUCGAACUGACCAAGAAAUUGAACAUUUCGGCCAUGUACUCGAUAUAACAGAAGAUGGCAUUGCCAAGUUUACAAACUGCAUCUCAAAAGCAGAGGUUGCUGUUCACGAAAUUGAUCAAUUAACCAAUCAUGGAGAAGAAUUAGUUUCCAAACUCCAUGCACUUGUAAAUGUUGUUGAGAAUAAGGAAAUGAUAAUAAUGAGUUUUUAUGGGGCAAUCAUUGUAACAUUUUUGAUUUCCAUUCUAAUCAUUGAAAACUGGAUUUCUGUCUUGAUUUCCAAUAGCAAAUCCAACCAAGCAGACAGAAUCACUUUUUUUGAGACUAUAUUCGAUUACAUGUUUCUUUCCGUUAUUUGUUUUAUAUUGAGAGUUCUCCAAUUGAUUCUAUUCACAAUUGUAACAUACUCUAGUUUGGAGAGUUUUAAGAAGACAAUUCUCAAAAAGGUUGAAGUUGAAAUUAGCCCAAGCACCUCAACAACAAAUGGUACCACUUCUCAAUUAUCUUCCAUUGAAAUACCAGAGUCUCCUUCCAAGAGCAUUCCAUCCAUUACUCUCACAACUCCUAUUCUAGAACCAACCAUUUCAAAUGAGAGCACUGAUGUAACUCCUGUAGAGAGUCCAAUAUCUUCAUUGGCCAACAAUGUUUCUUCCUCAACAAGAACCUCUAAAAGCGAUCUAGCCAAUGCAGAUGAGCUCUCCUCUACAUCAUCAACUUGUUCUGCCACAACAAUAUCAGAAGCUAUUAAAUCCAAUUUGGAAAGUGCUUUACAAAUAGCAAGCUCAAUCUCUCAUACCACAAUAGAAGAGAAUCACUCUUCAAACACCAAUGCUCUCUAA